Molecule: messenger RNA, 711 nt
Organism: [Torrubiella] hemipterigena
Lineage: Eukaryota; Fungi; Ascomycota; Sordariomycetes; Hypocreales; Clavicipitaceae
Source: the annotation of a GenBank genome assembly
AUGCUCUUUACUACUCUUCUUGUCAGCCUCGCUGGCCUUGCUGCUACCAUGCCCUCAGCCGAGGACAUGUACCCCUCGGACGGCGGCGUCAUCCUCCAGCACGCUGCUUCGCACUAUUUCCCAGACUCCAAGACGGCUGAUCUCACCAAAUGGGACGUCUUCACUCACUACACCGGCUACGAUGCCGAGACCGAGUCCUGGCUGCAGUCCCUGGACCCGUCCUCAGGCAAAGACGACCGUGAAAAGGCAGCUAUCCUCGUCGAGGCCGCCUACGCCAAGAAGUUCUCCGAGACAGACGACGACAUGGUCUACGACCGUGACCACCUUGUUGCCGCCGUCAAGGGCAUGUCGAUGCCUCGUGGUGAAGACCACCCUCUGGACCGCCGCUACAGCCAGUACAUCAUCUCCCACGCCCACGUCGUUGUGUGGCACGCCUGCUCGGCCUUCUUUUCCUGUGUCUCAGGUGCGAGCUGUCAGUUCUCGAUUGAUGUUGGAAAAGCCCCUCGCUCCAAGUGCCAGAACCAGGGCGGCCAGAACUGCUGCAUCUCCUGGUCGACUUACAAGGUACAGGCUGGAUUCUUCUCCCGCACAUGGACAAACUGCGAUGCUGAGGUUGAGAAUGAGCAUGACAACUCGGCGUCCUGUGAGGGCAAGAGUGAUAACUCGGGUGGCGAUGUCUGCCUUUCCAACCGUGGUUCCGGCUGCACUUAG